Molecule: messenger RNA, 128 nt
Organism: Racocetra persica
Lineage: Eukaryota; Fungi; Glomeromycota; Glomeromycetes; Diversisporales; Gigasporaceae
Source: the annotation of a GenBank genome assembly
AUAGUAAUGGAAUAUAUUUCUGGGAGUGUAGUGAAAUGGAAUGUAUGUUCAGGAACCUUGGAAAACAAAGUGAAUAUUCAGAAAGUAGUAUUAAUAAAUAUUUAAAUCAUUUAAAAGAAGAAUAUACA